AUGGCAAGUCUGAGAGUAACUUCAUUUGACCCACCUUGUUAUUUUGCUCCUCUUGAGUCCUUGAUUUCCCCCUACUUCUGUCAGCCCACAAAUGCCAGCCCGUGCUGUGAAUUCCCUCACAUGGCCCACAGGGGACAUCUCCAGCGCAAGAGGUCCCCCUUUAGUAGUGCACACUUUGUGGCUCCUGGUCCAGCACUUGGGAGAACCCUCCAAGUGAAGGCUCGAAAGUCAAAGAAACUGGGAAAGUUGAAAGGGAUUCACGAAGAGCAGCAGCCGCCACAACAGGCGCCGCCACCCCCGCCUCCCCCCCAGAGCCCCGAGGAGGGAACGACUUAUAUCGCCCCAGUCAAAGAGCCCUCCGUGAAUUCGGCACUCGUUCCUCAGCUCUCCACCAUAUCUCGAGCACUGACGCCUUCCCCGUCUAUGGUCCUUGAAAGCAUCGAGCCCGAAGUCGUCUACGCGGGCUACGAUGGCUCGAAACCGGAUACGGCGGAAAACUUGCUCUCCACCUUAAACCGCCUGGCUGGCAAGCAGAUGAUUCAAGUAGUCAAGUGGGCAAAGGUUCUGCCAGGAUUUAAGAACUUGCCUCUUGAGGACCAAAUUACCCUAAUCCAGUAUUCUUGGAUGUGUCUAUCAUCAUUUGCCUUGAGCUGGAGAUCUUACAAACAUACGAACAGCCAAUUUCUCUAUUUUGCUCCAGAUCUAGUCUUUAAUGAGUAA
This is a messenger RNA of Gracilinanus agilis (Agile Gracile Mouse Opossum), 720 nucleotides long. Its product is annotated as mineralocorticoid receptor-like. The coding region runs from base 1 to 720 and encodes 239 amino acids. The transcript has 3 exons. NCBI's taxonomy places the organism in Eukaryota, Metazoa, Chordata, Mammalia, Didelphimorphia, Didelphidae. The record is from RefSeq and is a predicted model, not a curated record.